UUAUGGAACGAAAAUGAAUACUUGACAAAAAAUGAUAACAAGAUACGUACGAGAAAUUUUUAAAAAUUCGCUUUUAAGUAUUAUUUUCAUCAAGUUUUAAUCUAGAAAAUUUAUAAAGAUGACUCUUAGCGCAGGGACAUCUUUCGGUGGUGGUUUGUUUGGCAAUAAAACAACAACAUCGACUUUUGGCAUACCUACAAUAACUACUACUUCAGCGUUUUCAUUUGGUGCAGUAAAAACUACCGCAACAGCAGGUUUUGGACUGUCAACAAAGACAACAUCGUCAGGUCUUUUCGGCAGUGGAGGAACUGGUUCUCUAUUCUCAGGCGUUGGUACAUCUGCAAAUAAGGGGUUUGGAGGUUUUGGUUCAUUGGCAACUUCCUCUGCUAACAGUAAACCAUUUGGUGGGUUUGGGGGUCUUGGUUCAAACACUUUGUCCUCUUCAAAAGGAUUUGGAGGAUUUGGUACAUCAUCCAAUAGUCUAGGAGCAGCAUCAGGAAACAGCUUACAGGCACCAGAUUCUAAUGAUUUAACUGCCUUAUUAUCUGCUGUCUCUGUACCCAAAGUAUUUGAAGAUGAUCGAGACACAAUUAUGGCAAAGUUUAAUCAAAUUCAGGCAUUCCUUGGUGUUGGUCAAGGUUAUUUUAACAAGAUUUCGAAUCCAAUUAAUUUUACUAUGGAAAAUCCUUUCUGUAAAUUUAAGUCAGUUGGAUACAGUUGCAAACCGUCUGAACCUGAUUCAGCUGGAUUAGUUGCUCUAACUAUAAAUAAAAAAGACCAGGAAGUGAAAAGCCAACAACAGCACCUUGUGGAAGCAUUACAAAAAUUAUUUGGCAACAAACCAAACCUGGCUGUUUUUGUUGAAGUUGUAAAACCUUUACCAGAGAACAAAACUGAAGUUGUGAUUUAUUUAAUGGAACGUGAUGCCAUGGGUAAUUCUCGACGGUUUUCCUCUUCAGAGGUUUCAAACUUCUUAAAUCAAGCAAAUCUAAGGACUCAAUUAACUUCUCUCGGAGUAUCAAAAGUUGUAGCAAAAGCUGAUUUGACAGAGGAGCAAUUGAUUGUAUAUCUAAAUAAUCCACCUUCAGGUAUUCAUCCUAUUUUAUGGGAACAAGCUCGUAAAGACAACCCUAGCCCUCAAAGACUUGUUCCGGUUCCUAUUCUUGGAUUUGAACAACUACAAGGUAGAAUAAAAUUUCAACAACAAGAAACAACUUUGCAUCAAAAUGCUUUAGAGAUUUUAUCAGAUGAUAUAACCAUGUUACAACAAAAACAUACGGAAACUUUAACGAAAUUAACGGAAUAUAAACGAAGAUUUCUUGAUCUUAGUCAUAGAGUUUUGAAGGUUAUAUCAAAACAAGAAGUAAAACGAAAGUCAGGUUGUUCUAUUCAGCUAGAUGAAGAAGAUUUGAGAAUUCAGUUUGAGACGCAGUUAACUUCUUUGAAUGGACCAACUCACUUUAAGGGUCGUCUAAAUGAACUUGUUGCACAAUUGCGUCUUCAACAGCAGGCAAUGGGAAAUUCAUUUGAUGGUCGUUUUUCUUUGGAGAAGUCCGUUCAGUUGGAUUUAAAACAGCAUCUUGAGAAGCAGCAGGAAGGUUUAAUGCAUCUUACUGGUGUUAUACGGCAGGAUUUUGAGGAUCUGAAGUUAAUUGAACAAGGUCUGCAUGAACCUAUACCUAGAAGAUGAUAAAGCUAUCAGACACUAAAGGCAUUCGUAAUUUUGUCUCUUUGGCGUUUUGUAAUAUAUAUUCUUCGGAGUAUUCGCUAAAUUUUCACUUACGAAAACAUUUCACGCUACUUGCGUAAAACAUCUCAGUGAAAGUUUAUCAAAAAAGUCGAUUCAUGAGUUUAUUUCGUAAGUGAAAACAUGACCCAAAGUAGCACUUUAUUCUUGGCUUUUAUGAUUGUUAUUUGAGGCCAAAAUUGUCAUUAAUAUCAUAUUUCUGUAUUCAAUUACGAAAGACAGUUCGCUGAAGCCAUGUCUUAUAUAUAACUAUUUAUAUUGAUACCGGUUACGACAAAAUGUUUCCUUUGUAGAUUGCAUAUAUAUCAUACUUUAGUACGAAAAAGGUUGCUUUUGAUGUUGU
Messenger RNA from Xenia sp. Carnegie-2017, 2090 nucleotides. RefSeq names its product nucleoporin p54-like. The coding region runs from base 119 to 1690 and encodes 523 amino acids. Gene Ontology annotation, biological process: NLS-bearing protein import into nucleus; nuclear pore organization; protein localization to nuclear inner membrane. The transcript has 13 exons. Gene Ontology annotation, molecular function: structural constituent of nuclear pore. Gene Ontology annotation, cellular component: nuclear pore central transport channel; nuclear pore. NCBI's taxonomy places the organism in Eukaryota, Metazoa, Cnidaria, Anthozoa, Malacalcyonacea, Xeniidae. The record is from RefSeq and is a predicted model, not a curated record.